This is a messenger RNA of Papilio machaon (common yellow swallowtail), 1211 nucleotides long. RefSeq names its product palmitoyl-protein thioesterase 1 (gene Ppt1). Gene Ontology annotation, molecular function: palmitoyl-(protein) hydrolase activity. The record is from RefSeq and is a predicted model, not a curated record. Gene Ontology annotation, biological process: protein depalmitoylation; receptor-mediated endocytosis. NCBI's taxonomy places the organism in Eukaryota, Metazoa, Arthropoda, Insecta, Lepidoptera, Papilionidae. Gene Ontology annotation, cellular component: lysosome. The transcript has 5 exons. Bases 219 to 1106 code for a protein of 295 amino acids.
AAAACAAAGCAGAGGAAAACAUAAACAUUUCAAACAUUGAUUGAAUGUUGAAUCGACUUUAUUAUUGAAUUGAUUUAAACUUGUCCAGUCGAAUCAGUCUUGUCCAUGCGAACAGUUCAGUAUUUAAUUAUCCUUGCUCGGAGUAAUCUCAUCUUCUUUGUGUGGUGUUCGAUUGAGUCUAAGUUCCUUUUAAAAAGUUGAUUUAUUUAAUAAGCAAAAUGUCUAAAUGGCUAGUUAUUUUAUUUUUAUUCAAAUAUAUCUUGGCAGAUCCAACUCCCAUUGUUCUUUGGCAUGGAAUGGGUGAUACUUGUUGCGUCGACUUUAGUUUAGGAUCUUUUAAAAUAUUUUUGGAAAAAGAAAUUCCUGGUGUUUAUGUACUUUCCUUACAAAUCGGUAAUUCAACUAUUGAAGAUUUUGAAAAUGGGUAUUUUAUGCAUCCAAAUAAACAAGUUCAAUAUGUUUGUCAAGUACUGGCGAAUGAUCCAAAAUUAGCAGAUGGUUUUAAUGCAAUUGGAUUUUCACAGGGAGCUCAAUUUCUGAGAGGAGUUGUUCAGCGAUGUGGUCAUAAGUUGCCAGCAAUAAAAUCAUUAAUAUCCCUUGGUGGACAACACCAAGGAGUUUACGGGUUGCCACACUGCGGAGCACUGCAGCAUGCAUCUUGUGAUUAUGUUAGGAAGAUGCUUAACUACGCUGCUUAUUAUAGUUGGGUGCAAGAAUCUUUAGUACAGGCAACCUACUGGCAUGAUCCUUUAGACGAAGCCGUAUAUAAGAAACAAAGUCAAUUCUUAGCAGACAUUAAUAAUGAAAGAAAAAUUAAUAGAACGUAUACAGAAAAUCUGAACCGAUUGGAUAAACUAGUGCUGGUGAAAUUCGAAAGCGAUAGUAUAGUGCAACCGCGAGAGACCGAAUGGUUCGGUUUCUAUGCACCGGGUCAAGCAAAAAGACUGCAGUCGCUGGAGCAAUCUGAUCUUUAUAUACAGGAUCGUUUGGGAUUAAAGAAAAUGGAGGAAUCAGGUAAGCUCGUAUUCUUGUCAACUCCAGGUGAUCAUCUUCAAUUCGCUCAAGAUUGGUUCAUUGAGAAAAUUCUACAACCUUACUUACUGUAACUUAAGAUGUCUUAUUUAAAUCAAAUAAUCAAUAUGUAAGUUAACUCAGUGCAAUAAAUAAAUUUUUUUUUAACAUAUGACAUAGAUUUAUAAAGAUCUGAAUAA